Molecule: messenger RNA, 2882 nt
Organism: Chara braunii
Lineage: Eukaryota; Viridiplantae; Streptophyta; Charophyceae; Charales; Characeae
Source: the annotation of a GenBank genome assembly
GCCCGAUGACGUGAAGGUGGCCAGCAUUCGUGACUGACCACGACCUCAGUCUGUGACUGAGAUGAGAUCUUUCUUAGGAAUGACAGGCUACUAUCGGACUUUUGUAAAGAACUAUAGCAUAGUGGUCGCUCCUUUGACUGAUCUGACCCGCCUUGACACCCCGUGGGAGUGGACAGAUGAGUGCGAGGCUGCUUUCAGACAUCUGAAGCAUGCACUAACGCAUUAUGAAGUCUUGAAACUUCCCAAUCCUGAUAAGCCGUUUAUAGUAACCACGGAUGCUAGCCAAUAUGGCAUUGGCGUCGUGCUUGUGCAACAGGAGGGGCCAAAGUUGAGGCCUGUUGAGUACAUGUCCAAGAAAAUGUCGUCUCAGAAGUUGGCUAUGUCCACCUAUGACAAAGAACUAUAUGCGGUGUUCAAGGCGCUGACCCAUUGGAGACACUAUCUCCUUGGGAGGUUCUUCAUCCUCAGGACUGAUCAUCAGACCUUGAGAUGGAAGAGAACUCAGCCUGUACUCUCUGACACAUUGAAGCGUUGGAUAGAAGUCAUUGAGCAGUAUGACUUUGACCCUCAAUACAUCAAGGGUGAGUACAACAAGGCUGUUGAUGCCUUGUCGCGUAGACCUGACUUCUCAGGUGCGCCGAUUACUGAGUACGAUCUUACGGAUGAUGUCACUCGAUCCUUGGUGGAAGCCUAUCGAGAGGACCAGUUUAUGUCUGAGAUCAUACGCAGACUCGAGGCGAAGGAUAAACAAACUUCAGCCGAGUUUGAGUUGGUCAAUGGCUUGCUGUUUCUCGAGAAGGAAGGGAAUAAACAUUUGUGUGUCCCUGAUAAAGAGUCUUUGCGUAGUUUGUUCUUAGGCGAGUGUCAUGACGCCACCGGCUAUUUUGGGUACAAGAAAACCGCAACCAAUUUGCUGCAAAGGUUCUGGUGGCCCACGAUGUUAAAAGAUGCUAAGCUGUACGUGGAAACUUGUCAAGUUUGCCAACGAGACAAGCCCCGUACUCAGGAUCCUCUUGGGCUGCUCAAGCCCCUUCCGAUUCCGGAAAGCCCGGGUGAAAGCUUGUCCAUGGACUUCAUGGAUACGCUGGUCACCAACAAGAGCGGGAUGAGGCAGUUCUUCGUCAUCGUGGAUAGGUUUAGUAAGUAUGCUAGGUUAAUAGCCAUGCCGGAAACAGCGAAGACCGAGUAUGUAAUCAGGCUGUUCAAAGAGAACUGGGUGAGGGAUUUUGGAUUGCCUAAGUCUAUUGUAAGUGACAGAGAUGCCAGAUUUACAAGUGAGUUAUGGAAGGCCGCUGCAGUUGAACAGGGAACUCAACUACAAAUGACUAGUGGAAACCAUCCAGAAGCAAACGGCCAGGCUGAACAGAUGAACCACGUUGUUCAACACCUGUUGAGGCAUUACAUUAAGCCCAAUCAGGUGGACUGGGACGAGAAGCUUGCUCUUGUCGCGAGUCUGUACAAUAACGUUGUACACAGCGCUACCGGGACCAUGGAUUCCGCCUUGGCAUUUCUGCCCGAUGUAUCGCUUUCGAUAUCUCCCACUUUGGCAGUUGUGGCACCACCAGAGCCUGCUCGACGAGAUGACACGCGUCGUGACAGAGGGUUUGACGAGUUCGGCGGCGACACGAUACUUCAUCCUCCAGAGUUCGGCACUCCCGCCAUUUUUUAUGUGGGUGCACCGUGGGCGGCGGAGCAGGGGUUGGCGGAGGAGGUGGCACGGAACCGUCGUGGCAGACCGACCGUCACAGCGCAACGUAGCCUGGGAGGUUCACUAGAGGCAGCAGCUGCAGAUUUUGUGGCGCACGGGGGUCAUGGUUCACAGCAGUUAUCGGACGGCGUGUCAUCAGUCCAUCCACCGGACGAGGGCCCGCAGCGAGAGCCAUAUCGAGGCCCGACGAAGACUUUAGAGGCGAGGCCUCCCGGAGUUAUCCGCUCGGACGGAGGCGAGGGUGUGGGCCAGGAUACGGUGCAGCCAGGGAGCGAUGAUGUUGGACGGUCCUUCGGGGGGGGCAUCGAGCGCAGAGGGUCAUCGACCACACACCCCAGCAUUGUUAGGCCUAGUGCACAUGACGUUGGAGAUGAGCCUCGAUCGCAUCUGAUGGGGAUGCGUGACAUCACGCCUUACGAGGAGCAGCAUGGGAGGCCUAUACGGGCCAAGACGACCGAUGUCCACGACACCAGGACGGCAACUGUGAGGCUAUCACGAGCGAAGAAGAAGGGAACAAGUGCGUCGAUUUCGUAUCACCAGCGCCACCCGCAACUUUUUUUCCGCAACAGGGACGAGACCAGACAGAUGCCAGCUGCUGCAGAUGGACAGGGGGGGGUGGACGGAGGUGACAGAGUGGACGAAUCAGGGCGAGGUGAGAAGAGACGAGGCGGCACGAUCAUCAUCCACGACGACAGCUCCACGACCGCUGAGGGCGGUGAGACCACAGGCGUCGACGAUCCUGAUGAUUCCGAUUACGUUCCGAGGUUCCAGACGGCGGACGAAGAUGACGGGGGAGGUCGUCGCGUGAGGAUGAGGACAGGACCUGGCCCGCAAGGGCAUUGCACGCCAUCGGCACAUUUGCCGCCUAUCGAUCAACAGGCGCAAGCUCGGUCUCUGUUGCGCAGACUGGGGGAACAAAGAUUGGCACGAGGGACAUCACUGCCACAUCAGCAUCCGGGGGAGAAUCCCGGAGAUAUGUGACGAUAUAUAUAUAUAUAUAUAUAUAUAUAUAUAUAUAUAUAUAUAUAUAUAUAUAGAGAGAGAGAGAGAGAGAGAGAGAGAAAAAAAAGAGAGAGAGAGAGAGAGAGAGAGAGAGAGAAAAAAAAAAGAGAGAGAGAGAGAGAGAGAGAGAGAGAGAGAGAGAGAGAGAGAGAUUUUGGUUUUCGGGAGUCGU